AUGCCGUUUGGAAUAGACAACACAGAUUUCACGGUCCUGGCGGGACUAGUGGUAGCCGUGCUACUGUACUUAAAGAGAAACUCUAUCAAGGAACUGUUGAUGUCCGAUGACGGCGACAUCACAGCCGUCAGCUCGGGAAACAGAGAUAUUGCUCAGGUGGUGACCGAGAACAACAAGAACUAUCUGGUGUUGUAUGCGUCGCAAACUGGGACAGCCGAGGAUUACGCGAAAAAGUUUUCCAAGGAGCUGGUGGCCAAGUUCAACCUAAACGUGAUGUGCGCAGAUGUCGAGAACUAUGACUUCGAGUCGCUAAACGAUGUGCCCGUCAUUGUCUCCAUCUUCAUCUCCACCUAUGGUGAAGGUGACUUCCCCGACGGGGCUGUUCACUUUGAAGACUUUAUUUGUAAUGCAGAAGAGGGUGCGCUAUCGAAUCUGAGGUACAACAUGUUUGGCCUGGGAAACUCUACUUACGAAUUCUUCAAUGGUGCCGCCAAGAAGGCCGAGAAGCAUCUCUCCGCUGCGGGCGCUAACAGAUUAGGCAAGCUCGGUGAAGCAGAUGAUGGUGCAGGAACCACGGACGAAGACUACAUGGCCUGGAAGGACUCUAUCCUGGAUCUUUUGAAGGACGAACUACACUUGGACGAACAAGAAGCCAAGUUCACCUCCCAAUUUGAAUACUCUGUUCUGGACGACAUAAAUGAUUCCGUGUCGCUUGGUGAGCCUUCUUUGCACUAUUUGCCCUCACAUGAGUUGAACCGCAAUGCGGACGGCAUUCAAUUGGGCCCCUUCGACUUGUCUCAACCGUUUAUUGCUCCCAUUGUUAAAUCCCGUGAACUGUUCUCUUCAAAUGACCGUAACUGCAUCCACUCUGAAUUUGACUUGUCUGGUUCUAACAUCAAAUACUCCACUGGUGACCAUCUUGCUAUUUGGCCCUCCAAUCCGUUGGAAAAGGUCGAGCAGUUUUUAUCCGUGUUCGAUUUAAAGCCUGAAACUGUUUUUGAUCUGAAGCCCUUGGACCCAACUGUUAAGGUGCCCUUCCCAACGCCAACUACUGUUGGUGCUGCUAUUAAGCACUAUUUGGAAAUCACAGGACCUGUAUCGAGACAACUGUUUUCGUCUUUGAUUCAGUUCGCCCCUAACAGUGACACUAAGGAAAAAUUAACCUUGCUAUCCAAGGACAAGGACCAGUUCGCCGUCGAGAUAACUUCCAAAUAUUUCAACAUUGCAGACGCCUUGCAUUAUGUAUCUGGUGGCGUCAAAUGGAAUACCGUCUCCAUGCAAUUCUUAGUCGAAUCCAUUCCUCAGAUGACUCCUCGUUACUACUCCAUCUCUUCCUCUUCUCUGUCUGAAAAGCAAACUGUUCAUGUUACUUCCAUUGUGGAAAACUUUCCUAACCCAGAGUUGCCCGAUGCAGCUCCAGUUGUUGGUGUUACCACAAACUUAUUAAGAAACAUCCAGUUGGCUCAAAACAACGUCAACAUCGCCGAAACUAAUCUACCUGUCCACUACGAUUUGAAUGGUCCACGUAAUCUUUUCGCCAAUCACAAAUUGCCCGUUCACGUUCGUCGUUCCAAUUUCAGAUUGCCUUCCAACCCUUCUACUCCAGUUAUCAUGAUCGGCCCAGGUACGGGUGUCGCCCCAUUCCGUGGGUUUAUCAGAGAACGUGUUACGUUCCUGGAUUUACAAAAGAAGGGUGGUAACAACAUCUCACUAGGUAAGCAUCUUUUGUUUUAUGGGUCUCGUAACACCGAUGACUUCCUAUACCAGGAGGAAUGGCCAGAAUACGCUAAGAAAUUAGAUGGUUCGUUUGAAAUGGUUGUGGCUCAUUCUAGGUUACCAAACACUAAGAAGGUUUAUGUUCAAGAUAAAUUAAAGGAUUACGAAGACCAGGUAUUUGAAAUGAUCAACAACGGUGCGUUCAUCUACGUCUGUGGUGAUGCAAAGGGUAUGGCCAAGGGUGUGUCAACUGCAUUGGUUGGCAUCUUAUCUCGUGGUAAAUCUAUUUCCACUGACGACGCAACCGAACUUAUCAAGAUGCUCAAGACUUCUGGUAGAUAUCAAGAGGAUGUUUGGUAG
This is a messenger RNA of Saccharomyces mikatae IFO 1815, 2076 nucleotides long. RefSeq names its product NADPH--hemoprotein reductase (gene NCP1). Lineage: Eukaryota; Fungi; Ascomycota; Saccharomycetes; Saccharomycetales; Saccharomycetaceae. The transcript has a single exon. The record is from RefSeq and is a predicted model, not a curated record. Gene Ontology annotation, molecular function: FMN binding; flavin adenine dinucleotide binding; NADPH-hemoprotein reductase activity. Gene Ontology annotation, cellular component: cytosol. Bases 1 to 2076 code for a protein of 691 amino acids.